Zootermopsis nevadensis is the source of this 1681-nucleotide messenger RNA. The record is from RefSeq and is a predicted model, not a curated record. NCBI's taxonomy places the organism in Eukaryota, Metazoa, Arthropoda, Insecta, Blattodea, Termopsidae.
UCGCUUCAAUAUGGUGACGAUGGAUCAAUGAAAUUUGUUAUUGAGUAGUUCUAAUGUAAAUUGUGUAUUUAACAAAUGCAUUUAACUAAGAAUUUGUGUGAGUAAAUGGGCCAUGGGAAAAGACCAAGAGCUGUUGGAAGCAGCAAGAAAUGGAAAUGUUCCUGUUGUGGAGAAAAUACUCAAUCAACGAGCGAAGAGGAGUGGCCCACUUGCAAGUUUGCGUCGAGGACCUGGGGCGAAUGUGCAGGACAGCAGUGGAUAUUCAGCCCUCCACCACGCGGCUCUGAACAGUCACAGGGAGGUUGUCCAACUGUUGCUGGCCCACGAAGCGUCCACCAACAUUCUUGACGUGAAGGGUUCUUCCCCGCUGCACCUGGCGGCCUGGACCGGCAACGUGGACAUCGUGAGGCUGCUCCUUUGUCGCGGGCCGUCCGUCCCGAACGUCAAUCUAACAACGAAGGACAACGAGACCGCGCUUCACUGCGCAGCCCAGUACGGGCACACUGCCGUGGUCAGCCAGCUGCUGGAGUAUUCAUGCGACCCGACCAUAAGGAACAGUCGGGAGGAGACAGCCCUUGACCUAGCCGCCCAAUAUGGCAGGCUGGAGACGGUGGAGCUGCUUGUCCGAACACAUCCGGAACUGAUCCAGCCUUACUCACGGGGGCACUGCACCCUGUUUCGACACACGCCCCUCCAUCUAGCCAGUCGCAACGGUCACAAAGCCAAGUGGAUGAGGUGGACAGAACAAAUUAGGAAACAUGACAAAUGAAUACGAAAUUUUAGGCGGACAACCUGUAGGUAGAAGUUUACUUGGGAGAUAAUUUAAAAUUAAUAUUAAAGAAUUAGUACGCGUGGUCGUCGAUUGGAUUCAAGUGACGAACACUGUCAUGGACUUUCGGGUCUGAUGAAAAAAAUGUAAUUUAUUAAACCUGAACGACUGCCAACUUGUCAGCAAGGACUCUGUUCCAUGUUUUUGUGUUCAGAAGCGUUGAUACGUCCAGACUGAACGUUUCUUCGACUCCCACUGUAGGUUUCCUCUGCGUUUUCUCUCAGGCAGCCAACUUGUAAGUAGAAACUCGGUUUGCGAGCGAGCUCGGACAACAUCUGCCCGAGUUUUGAAUUUCCCACUGAGAUAUACUUCAAUGAAUGCCCGUCUCGUGUUUUCCUUCUUAGAAAUGAAACACGCUUUGCAUAAAAAUUUGCCUAAAUUUUUGCCUACUUAAAUUCAUUCGCUUGUUUUUAGUACUGGGGUAAAAAAAAAACCUUCUGUGUUCUAUAGAAGGUGGUUGCCUCCUUUUUGACUUGUGUCAUUUUUGUAAAAUUCUUUAUUUCUCACUCGUCCUUACGUGAACUCAUUUGAAACCCGCGCGUUCUCUGAUGUUAACUUUAUUGCAAUUGGAAACAAGGCCAGAAAUGGGAGUUUUAGUGAAUGUUCUCUAGUUAAUCCAAUAUGCUGCUGCUUUUGAAGGCGAAGGGACUGGUGGGGGGGUUAUAUUUGCUCUGAAUAAGCGUGUAUACAUGAUUUUUACGUCAAAGCUCGGCGUCUGACGCUUGCAACGACUGCUCUGGUAUUGGCGGUCCGUAUGGCGACGUACCCCGCGUGAUAUGCGAUUGAACUCACACGGGGAUUAUUCUGCAACGUAUUUUCCAAUCACCAGUUGACCAAUGCAAUCCAAUCCGA